AUGGACAGCUCUCCUCUUCCAAGGGGUGUCCGGACGCCUUUAUUCCGGCAAACACGCACGUUUAAAAUAGGAUUUCAGCCGGCCAAAGUGACGCCGGCUCUAUGUAUAGUCCGCGCCUGGGGCCGUCCGAGUGAAGACCAUCUCGGAAAACCCGCAGGACCCGGGCCCGUCCCGGGAUGUGCAGGGCCAGCUCCCUCGCGGUGGCCAGACCGGCCGCCCUGUGCCGGCGGGCUGCGGGGGGAGCUGAGCCCGACCCGACCCCUCCGCCCCCCGGCGGCGAUGCUCGCCCGGGCCGGGAGCCGGCGCGCCGGGCGGAGGAGGGGACGAGAGAGGAGGGGAGGGGAGGGCGAGGAGGGGGGGAGGGCGUGGGCGGCCGCUGCCCCCCCGUCCCGGCGGCACGUGCCGGCCCGCCCCCGCGGGCCACUGCCGCGCCCCGACGGCCCCGGCAUGGACGCGCCCGGCCAGCGGCCCGCCGGCCCCCUAGCCGGCCCGGAGGGCGCGCCGGCCGAGCGGGACCCGAGCACAAGCCCGAGCUCCAACCCUGGCCCGGAGGCGACCAUCCAGGAGGAGGAGGAGGCGGCGUACGUGGAGAUCCGCGGCUCGCCGCAGGAGCCGGAGGAGAGCUGCCAGAAGCCCGAACUGGCCCCGGCCGGCGGCGCGGAGGGAGCGUCCGGUCCCGCACCGGACAGCGGAGCGGGGGGCAUCGGGGAUGGCGACUCGGCGAGCGGCGGACCCCCGGGAGAGAAAGCGGGGCCAGCAUCCUUGGACCACGGGCGGGAUCGCCCUCCUUCCCCGGCGGCGGCGGAAUGCGGCGCUGACACCGGCCCCGGCUUCGUGGAGGCGGCGGGGAGCGGCGGGACGCUGGAGGCGGGGGGCUGCCCGGAGUCCUCCUCUUCCUCCUGCCCUUCGCCCGUGACCAAAGCGGACGACUUUCCCGCAAUGGGCGACCCUAUGUCGACGGAGGGCAAAACCUCCUCGUCGUCCUUCGGCUACGAAAGCGAAGUGGAGGAUGAGGUCGCGGGGCGCAAGGCGACUCCCCCCGGCGCCCCCCCGGGCACCCCUCCCGGCGGCGGCCGCGAUGAGGCGCACUAUAUCAGCACGCAGGAGAUCCAGCUCAGCGAGGUGGACCACGACAUGGACUUCGACGCGGGGCUGGCCGCCCGCUGGGACUUCGAGGAUAACAACGUGAUCUACUCCUUCGUUGACUACGCCUCCUUCGGGAGCGACGAGACCCCGGGGGACACCCUGACGGAGGAGGAGGAGAAUAGCUGCUACCUUAGCACGACCACCAGCGACCCCAACAACCAGACGGACAGCAUCGACAACACCAGCAGCACCGAGAUCGUCAGCCUUACCUCCGAGCACGACACCCCCGGCGGGGACAAGCGCGCCAGCUCCGGGGAAAGCCGGUCCAAGCAGCCCGGCCGCCCCGGCGGGAGCCCGGGCGCCCAGCUUCUCCUAUCAAUCAAAGCCGCUUCCCGGGCUAUAAAUGAGUCUAGCAACGUGCACGGAAAGCAAAACACUGUUUACGCUGCCAAGCAUGAAGGCGACAUGAGUCUCCGUGUCGCCGCGGCUCCCGACCGCAGCGCGAGUUUAAAACAGGAUGCGGUCCGCGACCACGCGAAAAAGUUCAUCGCGGUGCCCGCGCGGCUGCAGACGCGGUGCGGGGCCGCCAGGGCAGGGGAGCACUCGAGCGGCGCCUCCAGCGCCGUCAGCGAGCUGGACGAUGCCGACAAAGAGGUGCGAAAUCUUACGGCCAGGGCUUUCCGCAGCCUGGCGUACCCCUAUUUCGACACCCUGCGCCCCGGCUCCCGCGCCUCCUCCGCCUCCCUAUCCGACAAUGCCCUGGGCAUCAACCGCUGGUCCACCUACCUGGACCUCAAGUGCGGCAGUCUGGGGCCGAGAGCCGAGCCCAGCCUGCUGCGCUCCGGCCGCUCGCAGACCAAAGCCCUCGAGUUCGUGGUCAGCAAGCUCGACGGGGAGAUCGCCCAUGUCGAAACGCCGCGGCGGCUGCGGGCGGGCUCCCGGGUGGUGACCCUGCUGGACCUCGGCGAUGCCGCCGAGGCCGGGGAGCCGCCGGCGGUGGAGGGCGGCGGGAAGGGGUCCAGCAAGAAGUCCAGGUUCGCCUCCAGCCUCCUCAAAAACGUCAUCUCCAAGAAGAUGCAGCUGGAGCACGAAUUCAAGAUGGAGCGGGGCGAGAUCACCGACACCUCCUACACCGGGCCGGGCGCGGGCCGGGAGCCUGAACCCACCGGCGGCAGCGCCGGCCGGGAGCGGCAUCGGGAGGGUGGCGUGCAGCGACAGAACUCCCGGCACUCGGAGGGCGGCUCGGACUGCACCGCGGCGCCGGCGGAGGAUGCGGCCGAGGGCGGCGGGGGCCCCUCUCCGGCCUCCAAGGCGUCGACGCCCCGCGAGGGGAACCGCAGCCUGGACCGGGCGCUGUCGGAGGAGCUGUGCGAGGUGAAGCGCAGCGCCUCGGAGGCCAUCAAGGCCACCUUCCUCCGCAGCCAGAACAGCGCCUUCAGGUCCUGGAAGGAGCGGGAGGCGGAAAGGAAGGAGGAGAGGGCGCCCGUCGGUAAGCUGAAACUCUCUCCCAAGCACGACUGGCGAGCCGACCUGGGCGAGAUCUCUGCCGGCAAGUCCACCAAGAUGUCCCGCCUGUUCGUCCCCGCCAUUCAGCACACCCCUCGGGAGAAGGAACCCGGCAAGAGGGCGACCAAGUGUUCCGCCGCGGCCGCCGCCGUGUCCUCGGCCGCCGGCGGUGCCGCCGCCGUGUCCUCGGCCGCCGGCGGCGUCGCCGCCACCUCGCCCCCCGCCGCCAAGCCCAAAGCCCCCGAGAUCAAGAUCAGCUUGGGCAGCCUGCAGCAGCCCCGGGACGCCGCUUUCAGCAUCGCCCAGCUGCUGACGCCGCAGAUCGCAGGCCGGCCGCCGGAGGAGGGCAGGGGACUGCCGCUCAAGCCUCUCAAGGCCGGCGACGGCCCCGACAAAGUGCCACAGUUCCUGGUGCGCGACGUGAGGGACAGCAAGUACAGAGCCCAGGGGAUCCUCCACCAGGUACGGGACGUGCGGAAGCUCAUCAAAAGCUCCUACAGCGCUGAUUCGGGAGAUAACAGCAGCGACAAGGGCAGCGGCGCCUCCGAGCAAGGCGGCCCGGAGCAGAAGCCCCAGCAGCAGCAGCAGCAGCUGGUCAUCGCCGGUGUCCCCCGGUCGCUCUCCCCCGUGGUCAUCACCUGCCAGGCGGUCGGCCACACCGGCAACAAGCCCACCGAGGCGGGGGCCAAGGCGACGGGCAAGGCGCCCGCCUGCCCUCCGGAGGGCACCGUGCUGGUGCACCGCACCUCGGGCAGGCUGCCAGUGGCCACCAUCGCCCCCAACAAGAGCGAUGCUCGCCAGCCGGCUGUGCUCAAGAUCGUUUCCAAAUCCGCCGCGCCCUGGCGGCACCAGCCGCCGCCGCCGCCCCCCGAGAGGAGCCGGGCACCGGAGGAGGACCCGCGGGAGGAAAGCAAGGCAGCGCCGGUGCAGAACGCGCUGGAGAAGCUGACGGCGGCGGUGAGGAGCAUGGAGGAGCUCUACAGCUUCAACAAGCGCGAGUGGAAGCGCAAGAGCGACCCUCUGCCCAUCACCGACAGCCACGUUCUCUCCCUUAUCGCCAGCCAGGAGCGGGGUGUCGGGUCCCGACCCGCCGCCGCUGCCGCUCCGCCCCCGCCGCCGCCGGCGGACAAGGCGGAGGAGCCGUCGGGCAAGGGGCCGAGCAGCGAGCGGCUGCCCCGCCGCCUCUCCAACAGCACCGCCGACAAGGUCUCGGCCAAGGCGGCCGCCUUCGAGAGCCUGGCCCGGCAGCGGCAGCGCGGCCCGCCGGCGCCCCGCGCCGAGCCCUCCGCCGCCCCCCGCGCCCUCCUCACGCUCCGCGGGGCGGGCGGAGCCGCAGCCCCCGCGCCGGCCAAGCUCCACUCCGAGGGCGGCCUGCGGGGUCCGGCACCGCCGCGCUCCCCUCGGCUGCCCGCGGGCGGCGGCGGCGGCGAUGCUGAGCGCGGCGCCGACUGCGGGAACUAUCUGUCCCUGCCGCUGAAGGCGGCCGCCGAGCCCGGCUCCCCCCCGUCCGCGGGGGCGACGGAGGGCGGCGGCGUCCGCCCCAGCCCGGUGUCGGCCGCGGCGGCCGCGGCAGCGCUGUGCAGCCUGCAGCCCUUCGGCACGUCCAAGCCCUCCGGCAGCCCCAGACCGCCCCCCGGACCCCCGCCCGCCGAGGAGCCCCCCGCCGCCGCCCCGCCGCCCGCCGAGGGUCCGCCCGCCGCCCUGUACCGCCCGCCGCUGCCCUUCGCCGCCCUGCCCGGCGCCGCGCCGCCGCCGCUGCUCUGCUUCUCGCCCUCCGUGCCCGCCGCGGCCACAGCGACCGAGCCCUUCCCGCAGACGCAGCGCAAGGUGCUGCUGGACGUGAGCACCGGGCAGUACUACCUGGUGGACACGCCCGUGCAGCAGCCCCUCAAGCGGCGCCUCUUCGACCCCGAGACCGGGCAGUACGUGGAGGUGCCGGUGCCCCAGCAGCCGGCCGUGGCUCCCGUCCCGCUGCCCCUCUCGCCCCUCGCCCUCAAUGCCGGUGCCUAUGGCGCCACGUACAUGCUCUACCCCGGGCUCCUGCCCGCCGCCACCGUGCUGCCCGCCGGCGCCCUGCAGCGCCCGCUGUCCCACUCGGGCAGCGACGGCAGCGCCCCGGCAGAGCCCGGCAGCCCCGCCGCGCCGGAGGCAGCUUUUGCCGAGAGCCCCUACUACGUGGCUACGAGCAAGGGCCCGCCGCCGCCGCGGCACGGGGCGGCCGAGGCGAAGCCGGUCAUCAGCAUCACAGCGCCGGCCACCGGCCCUCGCAUCGUCGCGCCGCCCUCCUUCGACGGCACCACCAUGCGCUUUGUGGUGGAGCACCGGUGAAGAGCGCGGGGAUAAAGAAGAAGAAUUAUGCUUCUUUAAUAUGAAAUACACUUGGUAACUCUUCAACAUUAAUCCUAAAAACUGCUUCUACAGUUUUCUCAAUUUUUUUGCUUCAUCAUACAAAACAAGCAUGUAAGUUUCUUGUUUUCUUCUAAAUGCCCCCCUGUUUUGGAGUAUGCCUACAUUUAAUUAUGUGAGCAGCACUAAAUUACUUCAUUACUUUGUGCGAAGUUCUUUUUGUACUGAAGCCACUCUGCAGGUUUUAGGCAUUGCCUCUGUGCUGGUAGUUAAUGGUAGCUGUAAAAUGCAGGGUGUAAAUGCAGCAGUGUUUCAGUGUGGAUCACCACACAGCUUCAUUCAGGUCCCUGAAAUGUGUUGUGAUGAUCCAGUGCAGCCCUGCAGCUCUUCAGAAAUGAAAUAAAGCCCUCAGCUCUCUUCUAUUGCAGUAAAUGAGGCUCUUCCAUAUAGGUUUUAGUCACAAUUUGCAAUCAGAUGGGUUUUUGUACUCUCUACUUCUCACUUGGAAUUGCAAAUGAAGAGAGCUGUAGUGUUAAAUUUGUCUUUGGUGUUAAAUUUUGCCAUGGUUCAAAACAAACUGUGUAUAUGUCAGAAAACAUAUUUGAUUGCUUUCAUUUGUUUGCUCCUCUGUACUGUGUUGAAUAUCACAAGUUGCCUUAAUUAGGACAGCGUUUAAAUACUGGGAAACCAGAAAUUGAAUGUAAUAUUUUAAAAUCCUGGUUCUAAAGGAGAGAACAACAUUUAUUUUCCUUUAAGACUGCAGUCCAUUCUUCCUUAAAUUGCAACAUUCUUGAAAACAUAAUCCUAGUCAUUGUCCUGUGAGAUUAAUUUUUAAAUCUUACAGCCUCAGUACUAUGCAGUUGUUUCUUUAGCUGUUUGACAGUUUUAUCUGAGGGCUACAAUUACAAUUUACUAAGAGAAUAUUUACCUUUUGAACAAAAAAUAUGCAAUAAGAUUACUGACAGUGCAGUGAUUUGUAUGUCCAACUCUACUCAAACUGAUUGUUUCAUUACCAGCAACUAGUUUGUCUCAGCAAAAGAGAGUUAUUAUUAUGACAGUAAAAUUAAAAUUCAUUAGUUUGUUCCCUGCCCAAAAUUUUGGUUAAGUGAAGCACUUUGGGAAGCAAAUAAAUGUAAGAUCACACCUAAACUAUAUAGAACUUUCUUGAGGUAACAGAUUAGAAUUUGAAAGUCUAAAUGCAAACCCCAAAAGUCUUUAUUUAAGCAUUUGCCCACAGGCAGGAUUUUUCUCCACCUGUUCCUGCAGCUAGGAAAGUUUCAGUGUUUCCCAUUUUUAAAAAAACCCUGGGUUUUCAUUUUCCUGAGUAACUCACAAGGUACAGAAAAAGUCAGGUAGAACUGUCUUUAACCAUAUGUGUGAGAUUGUAUUUCAAUGCAAUUUAUUUGUUUACAGGCAUAAAUUGUAAUUGCCCUCAGGAUGAAAUGCACUACGAGUGUGCAGAUCACGAAUGAUUUCUCAUGUAUCUUCUCACUCAUUUUCAUCAUUGUGGAAAUCCAGUGAAUAUUCUAACCCUUUUUAAAGAGCUUGGUGUGCCCAUCUAGAGCACAGACUGUGUAAGACUAAUCCCUGUGCUCUUCAACUGUACAGUCUGCAUUACAGGCUUUAACUUCCCUCUGGGAUUUGGGCUGACUGCCUCUUAAAGGAGAUGAAUGCUUCUCCACCUUUCCCAUGGCUGAUAGGUCUGUAGGUGUUGUGAUUAGAGCAUCAGUGUUAAACAGAACAGUACUUGGGACUGCAGGACAGUGCAGGUACCAGAGUAGGAGGUUCCCUGUGACAUACACGUGUGCAGGACGUUCAGUAUGAUACUAGCAUCCCUGUUCCACAAUGUUCCUGUCCUACCUUUUCCUACAUCGGUGCUCGGAGCGGAGUUUCAUGUUGCAGUUUACAAGAUAUAGGUUUGCACACACAACCUCAGGUUUACAGUUUCACCCGGUGUACUUGAAAGGAAAAAAAAAAUGCACAGAAAACAACUGCCCAGGAUUUCAAGUCAAACAGAGACAGUGAAGUCAAACAGUGUUUACUUGAUUUUGUCUAUUACUAAAAAGACUUCUUGUUUGCAUCAAGAGGUCAGUUUUGCAAGGUGCUUCACUUUGCUAACCCAGCAAAGCUUUCACAUGCAUCUCCAACUUCAGAUAUUUAAGCAGAUUCCUGGGGACUACAGUGGAAGGAUUUUUUCCUUCACCCAUCUAUGCAAAGCUUUGCUGAACUCAUCCCAGAGUGCUGAAUGCCUUGCAGACCUGAGCACCAGGUUCUUCACUUCACAGAAUCCGAUCUCUGGGCUUGAGUCAAGCCGGACCCAGCAGAUAAUGCCAUAAAAAGUCACCAGAAAAAAACUCUGGUAAUAUGGUGCUCCUCUGUGUAUACCCAGUGGUGAAUUUCUCCAGUGGAUGGGGUGAUGUGUAACCACAUAUCUUGGAUUAGAGUCAAGCCCUCCAUGUCAGGGCUCACAAGCUGCUAGUAUUAUAUGUUUCACGGUGCAGUCAUAGUAUGUUACAGCUGAAAUUCACCCCAUGUGCAAAGCAGGCCAAAAUCCUGUGCACCACUCAAGUUCCCCCCCAGCUCUGCUGUCAGGGUUUGAGGGCUGCACCAGCCAACUGUACAUGCAUUUUAGGUCAGGAUCCAAUUAAAAGUUUGAGUGGGACUAGAGUGAUGCACCAGAAUGUUGUUAUGGUCUUCUGCAACAGGGUUGGUUUCACUCAGUAUCAAAUUUAGCCCUUGGUGAAUCAACUGGUGAAUGAUUUGAAAUGUAUUUAUGGGUUGUGUGGGGUGUUUUCCCCCCUUGUCUAUAUUCAAUGCUACGUUUAUUCUUUAGUGUAGUGUUGAUGGCCAAAGUGUCAUUCCUUAUGCUUACAUAUUGCCAUUAACUUGUGGCUACCUGAGAACACAUACUUCAAAAAUGCUUGUGCUUUUUUUCACCUAUUUCUUUUUUUUUAUUUCUUCUUCCCCCUCCCCCCCACCACCCCUUUCUUUUUCCUCUAAUUUUUAAAAGAGUGGGUUAGUUAUCGGUGUAAAGAUAUUUAAAAGUGCAAAUGUGAAGUAAGGCUAAUGAUUGUUAAGAGGAUGUGGGUGCUAUGUCUGAUGAGAGAGGCGUGGGCUGUAAGGCAAAGGGGAAAAUGCCGUGAAUGCAUCGUGUUGAUGAUUGUUGCCUGUGGAGGAAGAAUUAAGAAACAGAAGAUGUCAAACUGGAGAGGAAUGGACUCUUUGAGCUGCUCUUAAUGGAGACAACAGUGUGGCAAGAGUGUAGCUGAAACCAAAAGUGAUCCCACUGCAGGGUGCUGUGGGCCUGGGAUUGAAGGACAACAGAGUCGCUCUGGGAAUUGCACAGUGGGAACACUUCAGAGCGUCACAGCCACGUGAGAACAGAGUGUCUGGAACUGCCAUGUACCAAAGUUUGUAACUGAAUGAGUUGACAUUUGUAUUAUGUUGGGGUUUGUUUUGUUUUUGUUUUUUCUCUUGAAUGUUAUGAUAAAUAAAAUGUAUUUUUCAGUAAAAGACACACUGCAAAUAA
Lonchura striata (white-rumped munia) is the source of this 8467-nucleotide messenger RNA. RefSeq names its product chromosome 4 C4orf54 homolog (gene C4H4orf54). The record is from RefSeq and is a predicted model, not a curated record. NCBI's taxonomy places the organism in Eukaryota, Metazoa, Chordata, Aves, Passeriformes, Estrildidae.